AAAUUACGCCUAAACAGAUCCAAGAAAUCAAAGACUUUUUGCCCACAGCCAGAAAGAAAAAUGUGAAAUCUGUCAUAAUCAAGAGAAACAAUGUCAAAUUCAAGGUGCGUUGCAGCAGAUACGUCUACACUCUGGUCAUCGAGGACAGAGAGAAGACAGAGAAGCUGAGAUUGUCAUUGCCACCAGGUCUGGCAGUCAUAGAGCUUAAGUGA
Molecule: messenger RNA, 212 nt
Organism: Candidula unifasciata
Lineage: Eukaryota; Metazoa; Mollusca; Gastropoda; Stylommatophora; Geomitridae
Source: the annotation of a GenBank genome assembly